Molecule: messenger RNA, 2168 nt
Organism: Sceloporus undulatus (fence lizard)
Lineage: Eukaryota; Metazoa; Chordata; Lepidosauria; Squamata; Phrynosomatidae
Gene: GPR88
Product: G protein-coupled receptor 88
Exons: 1
Coding region: 180-1292 (370 amino acids)
Biological process (GO): G protein-coupled receptor signaling pathway
Cellular component (GO): membrane
Molecular function (GO): G protein-coupled receptor activity
Source: RefSeq, a predicted model, not a curated record
GCAUUCUUUUGGACAUCUUGCAUGCUCAGGCUCAUUUCAGUUAUCUACUUUUGCUUUUGGUUUUGUUGUGUGUCAUCUACUACCAGAUGUAUCUUGAUUUAUUUUUGGCUUGGCUUCUUGGCCAUCUCCAGAACCAAGCAGGAAUGAAGAUUGCCUGGAGGUGCAAAAGGGCCUAAUUUAUGUAUAUCAGGAUGCCCAACACUUCCUCCACUUUGAGUUCCAGAUCCUUACAACUGCUGCUUUGCGCAGAAGACACUCUAGGAACGAGGAUUGCGUUGUCUCUCGUCUAUCUGGUGUUGGCUGUCUCUGGAACUUUAUCCAACAUCAUGGUGAUCUAUCUGGUCUUCACCUUCAGAAAGCUGCGCACCACCAGCAAUGCUUUCAUUGUAAAUGGCUGCAUUGCUGACCUGAGUGUCUGUGGCCUUUGGAUGCCCCAGGAAGCUGUGCAGGGGCUACUACCUCCUGGUACUCCUACAGCUCACUCAGAGGGCUACCGCUUGCUUCGGGUUGGGCUUGUGGGCCUUGGACUCAUUGUCUCUCUGCUUUCCCAUCUCUUGGUGGCCCUCAACCGAUAUGUCCUCAUCACCAAGCCACCAGUCACAUAUCAGGCUCUUUACCAGCGGAAGCACAUGGCCUGGAUAAUCAGCUUGACAUGGGGGCUUGCACUUCUCCUUGCCUUGGUGCAGCCAGGGCUGCAGGCAUGGCAACUUGACCAGCAGAAGUCUGGAAAUGUUACCAGCAUCAAGAGUUCUAGCUACACAGGCCUGCUGGUAGCCCUGGCUGUUCUCAGCCAGACUGUUCUCCUAUUGCACUGCUACAUGGGAAUCGUGAGGCGAGUGCGGGGCAGUGUCAAGCGGGUCAGUGUCCUCAACUUCCACCUGUUGCAACAGUUACCCUUCCCAGCUGGCCCACAAGCUCCCCGCCGGAUACAGCGACGCCUGAGCAGCAUCUCCGUCCUCCUUCUCUGCCUUGCCUUUCUCCUGGCCACGCAGCCCCUGGUGUGGGUCAGCCUACUAGGCUUCUUCUUGCAGCCCAUGCCACGGGGCCUGCAGUUGGCUAGCUGGCAGCUCUUCUGUUCUCUCUCUGCCUUCAACCCGCUGCUCUACACGUGGAAGAAUGAGGAGUUCCGGCGUUGCUUGCGCUUAGUGCUCCUGCCUGGAGGGGACACGGCCGCUGUGGUGACGGCCACAGCAACUGCCACAACAGCUCUUCCCACAGUCUCGCUUCCACCUCAGGAGCCAUUGCAACUGAGCACCAAGGUAGAAAGCAUGGGAAGUUUAGUACUUCAAUGACCCACUUGGGAAAAACGGAAAAGGUGCAUUUGUCUGCUGAAUGUGACUCACUGAACUGCAGUCUCACUCCCACAGGAGAGGCUUUUUAAUGCUGCCAUAGAGACACUUGUCAGUAGGGGCGGAAGGGGGGUUGUAUAUAUUUGUAUCCAGCCUCUUUCACAUGCCAUGGAAUUGUACAGUGGCUUGGUGCAGUCACACUGACGAAAGCAUCCCACAUACCUCAAAUUCCCCGUCAAUGUCUUAAGUGUCGUUUUUCUGGGGAAAUGGCAUUUCUUUUCCUGGAGCACAAAAUGGCAACAGAAAACAGUUUGUAACAGAGGCCUUGCCUUAGCUUAGCCACAGGGAGCAUGUGCUUGCUAUGGAUAAAGUUCAAAGACUAGUUCCAGGGAUCUUAGUUUAAAUUAUCUCAGGUGGCAAGCAAUGUGGGAGGGUGGGAUAAAGACCCUCUGUUUGAGGCCUUGACAAACUCUUGCCAAAGCCAGAUGGAGCAGUUUCUCAUAUCUUUCUUAGUGCUCCAAAAUGUAGUUUCACAGUGGAAAAUCAUGGACUUUAUGACAGUUGGUGGCAUCUUUCUAACUGGUUUGUGUACAUGUAUUUUGUUCAUCCCAUCAGAAGCCAACAAUAAACUAACUCUUGGUGUUAUGCUCACAAUGAUGAGAAACUAGGAGAGACACAUACAAAACGUUUGCAUUAUCUGUCCCUGUGAUGUAGCUGAUAUAGUGGUUUCAUGGACUAGGAAAGCUCUUCAGAUUGCGGCUCCAUCAAGCAUCUCACCAGGUCUCCUUGGACUAGUCACUAUGAGCAAGAAUAAUGCAAACAAAAGGAAAUGUCCUUGGCCACAAGGAGUUUACAAUCUAAAUUUCAAUACAGAGCAGA